Adelges cooleyi (spruce gall adelgid) is the source of this 4061-nucleotide messenger RNA. It is a transcript of the gene dlt, whose product is annotated as codanin-1. Gene Ontology annotation, biological process: chromatin organization. Gene Ontology annotation, cellular component: nucleus. The transcript is spliced from 16 exons. Lineage: Eukaryota; Metazoa; Arthropoda; Insecta; Hemiptera; Adelgidae. The record is from RefSeq and is a predicted model, not a curated record. The coding region runs from base 755 to 3856 and encodes 1033 amino acids.
GGUUAAGGCUUUACAUAAUUUACCAAACAUUUAUACAAACCUAAUUCUUUAAUUUAAUGUAAUCUGUAACUAUUGUGAAUUAUUAUUUUUAUUGGCGGGGAUUGAACUUGAUUUAAAUGUUGUCCAGCAAAAGAACCAAUAGGUAUUAGGUACUAACUAGAAAAAUGUCAUGUUGGAUUUAUAAUUUUUUUUAUUGCUAAUCAAAAAAAUUAAAAUAUUCUAACAUAACAAAAAUUAUGAAAGCAGAUAGUAGCAGCCGACAGUUAUACGCAGUCAUAUUAUUAUAAUAUUAUAUUUAUACUAUAUUAUAGGCUAUAGCAUAAGUAAGUACAGUAUGUUAUGAGAUGCCUACAAAAAGGUAAAAAAUCGUCUAAUAGUAAGUUUUCAUUUAAUUAAAUGAAAAAUGGAUAUGGAAAUUGGAAUUUGAAUGACAUAAAUUAUAAUAUAAUUGAUGACUGAUAAGAGCCAGUUAAACCAAAGAGCUUAUAAUAAAGGAAAUAGGCGGGCAAUUUCCUUUAUUAUAAACACAAAACAGAAGAAUCUUAUCACAAUGACACAUUCAUCAGUGAUAAAGUCAACCGACAUUUAGAUUUUCUUAGAAAAUUUGGAAAAUAAUAAUGCAUUGCUUUUAAAUUUCGGUAUGUUCGACUUACAUAAAACUAUUUUUGAAAACAUUACAUUAAGAUCGCAAGAUAUUUCUUAUUUUCAAUCAUUUUGUGUGUGACGUUUGGAUUAAUACACCAAAAAAAUAACCAUGCAGAAAUCUAUGUCCAAAUCUGAAGUCCGGUGUGCUAGUUUAAUUAACAAUGUGCUCAAUGAAAAUAUAAAUGUGGACGAAAUCAUAGACAAGAUUAAAUCUGCUGAACAAAAUAAUGUUCGUCCGGGUGUUGGCAAAAUAGAGUUCACUGUUUAUGUAAUUGAUUUUAUUCACAAUAAAACCAUGCCGCUCAUUAAUCCACCCGAAGACAUCACUGAAAUUGGUAAUGUAUUUAAUGUACCAGAAGUCGAAUCACCUACAGUUAAAAGAAUAUUGCCAAAAACGUCUACGCCAAAAAAGAUUGUUCCAAAUCAAGAUAAAAAAACAGUGCAAAUUCAAACUCUGACACCAAAGACAUCUAAAAUAAAAACAAAUGUUGUUUCAGAUACUAAUAAAAAAAAUCGAAAAUGCCUAGACCUACUGGCUAAUUUAUACGCUGCAGUUUUAGAAUCUAAUAUUUUAUGUAAUUUAUAUCACGAGCUGGGGUUCGUGUUCACUCUUCUCAGCUUAAACAAUUCAGAGAAGAAAAAAUCUAUCGAAAGCUUUAACUCUAACACUAUAAUUUAUUUUAAAUCAAGCGAUGACUGUCAAUAUUUUGCUUCAAAAUCGAUUGAAAAUUUAUUGUCAAUCAUUACCCACUUAGAAAAACCAAUUGUUAAUAUUAUCGUAAAACAGAAAGCAGUCAAUAUGUAUGCACCAGAUAUUGCUAAAACUGUUGACUGUAAUAUGAAGGUCACAAACGUGAGUGAUGACGCAAAAUUACUUCAUUCGAGCGUGACCAAAGGUACAGUAAAAUUUGACGAGGAGCAUGAUACGAAAGAUUGUUUUCCGACCGUAAAAAUGUUUUACGCAUUUAAAACCCAACGAGACGCAUUUUACGAGCUCUUGGAAAACUGGAAACAAACCGAAAAUCAAACCCAGUUGAGUCCAAAUAAAGUGGCUUACAUUCAGAAGAUGUUGAGCGAACACAAUAGUGCCGUAAACAUGAGUAAAUUUACCAGGCUCUUUGUCACGCAGUUGAUUAACUCUUCGUUCGAAGAGUCAAAGAACGUUUAUAAAAGCAAAACUCUCAAAGAGUUAUCAGCUUCCAAGUUGGAAUUGCUUCAUCAGCGUAUCACAAAGCGUGAUUACACUAGUGGGAGUAAUGUUAAUCCUUCGAAUGAAUUUACUGGCGUCCAAUUGUUUUUCAAGGAGUUCAUCACGUUGUCGUUAGUGAAUGGAAUAUUUUGUAAACAUUUAAUUGAUACUUUGGUGCACAGAAUCGACGUGAUCAAUGCAAUGGAGUGGGCUUCUGAAUUACAUGAAGGUGGAAUUUUUCAACAGACUUAUUUUACGUAUCUCGAUACAUUGCGAUUGUUGGCCAAAUUUCUCGCUUUUACAUUAUAUUAUCCGUAUAAUGGCUGCAACAUGAUUAAUCCAACUUUAAAAGAAUAUCUUUGGGAUAUUCGUUCCAAGGUGUUACCACCAUUGAACAUACUUACCAAACUACGUGAUGCCGUCAAACAUGGACACGGACAGAUUGUGUUAACUGUAUUUUGGGUUGUCGAAUACUUAUAUCAAGUCGAUCAAAUUACGAUUACAACACCAUUUUACAAAAGCGUUUUGACGUGGCUCUACGCGUUUUGUAUGAAUAGCAAAGUUGUCUCUAGUUCUGCUUUAAUUUUGAGAUUUCAAAUCAACUCAAUGUUCGAUUAUAUUAACAUAGCACCUCACAUGUUAUUUGAUGAUGCGAUCAAAAUUCGCGAAAAAAAUUUUGUCGAGAAUGUAUGCAACGCAUUGAAGAACGACCCGAUUGUAUGUGCAAAACGGCUUUACCACUAUUGUCCUCAGCUAAAUAACUAUCGUACAAUAUUGGAAAAUAAGACCAACGGUAAAAAACAAAAAUUUGUAUCACCCACACUCAGGUCUACCAGUCGAAAAGAAAUACAACAAAAACGACUAGUAGAGUUGGAGCUGGAAUCUCAUUUUUUCGAGAACCAUUCCCCUUCAGUACUGACGACUGUUGAUUUUGUUGCUAAGCGAUUAGCUUCUGCAUGCACCAAAAUGAUUCAAAAUAAAGGCGUGGCCGCCGUUAAAAGUCAUUUUGUCAAUAUUGUCUGUGACAAGCUCAAGAAUCACAUGAACACAAUCGUAGAGACAGAAUUUAAAAUCGACGAAAGUGACGUGUCCAAGUGCAGUAUGUUUAUGAGCACAACAAUUCAACAGUAUGUGGACAACUAUUCCAAAAAUAACAUACCAAAUUCAUUAAAAGAAUUAUUGGAUCCAAACACGGUGAAUCCUAAUUCUCUACCAUUUUGUAUCGCCGUGACAGUGAGAAAAUUUAAAACUUUAGUUUCCGAAUGGGUUAAAAACCAUAUAAACAUAAAAAGUAUUUUCAUUGAUUAUAUAAGUACGGAACUGAAACAAAAUUUAAAAAACGGCACUAUAAAUGAAGACGGAAGCAAUUUACAAAAGAUAUUAAUACCUAGUCAAAAUGAAGAGUCUGACAUUAACCUGUUCAUUCCAGAAAAUGACCUCAUUGUGAAUUUAAAUAUAUUUAGUUUAAAAAUAAUCGAAAUCGACGAUUAUAAAUUAACAAAAGAAGAUUUGUUUAACUAUGCAGAAGAAUUCAAAGAAAUCUUGGAGAACAAAAACAAUAUGGAAUUAACGGUAUUUCGUUUUAUUUUAACGAGACUAUUGGACAACCUAAUGUUAGCAACAUAUCACUCGCCCAAGUUAAUCACAACAGACAUAAUCAAAGUAUAUCAUCCAUAUUUUAACGAAAGACAAUUUGACGUUUCCACAAUUCUUUGUGAGCGUAACAUCAAUUUACUAUCGGAAAAAUCUAAUUCACUGAAAUCUGUAACUGGUGAUAAAAUAGCUGAAUGGAUUAAAUAUUUUAUUGAAAAUGAAUUUUUAACUAUCGAUGACUUGACCAAUCAAGUAAUGUCAAUAUUACAAACAUCCUGGCCUGAAGACACGCUGAAGUGUUUGUCAAUUUGUUUCAAAGAUUUGAAUCACGUUUGCAUGAAGAAAUUCGACGACAGUAAAGUACAAGAACUGUUUCUGUGGUUAACUCAUUUUAUGGAUGUAAUUGAAGAUUAUGACGAAGGAUAUUAAUGCAUAAACUUUAGAUUAGUUUACUUAUUUUUUUAAGUACAAAACACGAAUUUAUGUUAAUUUUGAUGAUUUUUUUUUUUACCAAGAAGACUGAUUUGGAUCCAAUUAGAUGUAGUGAUUUUGAGUGAUAACUUUGAAAGCAUAAUUAUUUUUAGCGAUGAAUUUACUUUUGUAUACUUUUAUUGUAACCAUUUACAUAUUUUUU